AUGGCCGCCGCCAAACCCAAGCGCCCCGACAUUCGACACGCCCGCGCGUUUGCCGCCGCGAAAGCAGCAGCUGCGGCACCGGCUUUUCAAUCGGUUGCGACGAUGGCGGUUGAGCAGGACGACUCUGACGACGAAUGCGAAGAGGACGGCAUUCCGCCGUCGCCAAUGCAGGUGACUUCUGCCGCUCCAGCGCGCUCCAGGAAGAGAAUCUAUGAAAGAGACUCUGACGACGAGGCCGCUCCAUCAUUUGAAACAGCCCAGAGUGGCGGGUCGGACGAGAAUGUGACCUAUUCACUGUCGUCAAGAUCUCUCGAGCGGCUGAAGGAGCCCCGUCUUGCUACUCGCAGCUCAUCGCGGCUCAUUUUGUCUCCAGGUGUGACACUCAGUCGUGCCAACACAAUUGGCGUGAGCAGCUGGCUGACAAAUGACAUGGCGGCGAUGCAGCUUGUGUCAACUGAGGGAAAUGUGUCGUCCACGCCGAAAACCGAUCGCCGGAAGCGACUCGCGCUAUCUGACCUCUCCAAUUCGAACUAA
This is a messenger RNA of Capsaspora owczarzaki ATCC 30864, 534 nucleotides long. RefSeq lists its product as hypothetical. The transcript has a single exon. The record is from RefSeq and is a predicted model, not a curated record. Bases 1 to 534 code for a protein of 177 amino acids. Lineage: Eukaryota; Filasterea; Ministeriida; Capsasporidae.